GUUUUUCAUGAGGAAAACUGGUAGUUAGGAAUCAUUUAAGUGUCAAGGUCAGGAUGUCUUGGUAUAUCCGAAGAUUCGGUGUGAACACAUUUGGUGAACUGAUCAAAAAAGGCUGGAAUGAGCGACCAGAAAUAGUCUUGGGAACGGCUACGCUACUCGGUCUAGGUCUCCCAGCGGCUGCAUAUAAGGUCUGGGAGAGAACUAAAAAUCAAGAUUAUUAUGCCAUGUUCAAAGCAAAAUAUGUUGUUGUGAGGCCCGAUGAAGUUGACGAAAACAAGCCGAAAAAUUAUUACACUUAUUAA
This is a messenger RNA of Dimorphilus gyrociliatus, 302 nucleotides long. Lineage: Eukaryota; Metazoa; Annelida; Polychaeta; Dinophilidae. The record is from the annotation of a GenBank genome assembly.